Messenger RNA from Bolinopsis microptera, 5824 nucleotides. RefSeq lists its product as uncharacterized. The coding region runs from base 32 to 4939 and encodes 1635 amino acids. NCBI's taxonomy places the organism in Eukaryota, Metazoa, Ctenophora, Tentaculata, Lobata, Bolinopsidae. The transcript is spliced from 33 exons. The record is from RefSeq and is a predicted model, not a curated record. Gene Ontology annotation, biological process: adenylate cyclase-activating G protein-coupled receptor signaling pathway; cell surface receptor signaling pathway. Gene Ontology annotation, cellular component: plasma membrane. Gene Ontology annotation, molecular function: G protein-coupled receptor activity.
CUAUGGAGAACCAUUAAAAACCAGCAAUAGAAUGCCUAAUCUGCUCCGCUUUCGCCAACUAUUGCUGCUUUACUCUUUGCUCUUCCUCCACACUCACUGUCAGACAAGUUGUGGAGAAGACAGAGAUUGUCAGUUAAACGGAGGUCCGACAGGGCUGUGCUAUAAUGGUGGCUGUGUUUGUCAUCCCUCCUUUCUCAGUAGCAAUGGCUGUCAGUCUGUCAGUCUGUUUAAUGAACCACAUGGGAGAAUACGGUACGAGUUUAAUUACGAGCAAGUGACCUGGAGCGAGGCUGACCUAAGCUGUAAGAUGAAGCUGGGGAGACUGGCUAAGAUACUGAACGCUGAACAGAACGAUUAUAUUAAGAGUGAGAUACAGGGCCGAGUAACCAACUACGGGCUCAACGACAUUGACUUGUUCUUUGGGCUGGUUUACAACGGGGGGAGCCCGGGAGAGUUCAGAUGGAGCGACAGUGCGCGUUACAGUACCUCCUACUCACACUGGUACCUCGGGAGACUGUCUCCACGUGGUAGCCGGUCCAAACAUGUGGUGAUCAGUGACAGGGGCUACUGGGAGGGUGUCGACAUUAACAGCGACACUAAACACGGAUACGUGUGUGAAUAUGACGGUAUUCCUAGUUAUGUGCUCCACACUACUCCUAAAAACUACUCUGAAGCAGACGCCACGUGUCGUGGUCAAGGUUACGAUGUUGUCUCUAUCGGAGAUAAGAAGGAGCUGGAUUAUGUACUCGCACUCUACAGUACGAGCGGUAUAAGGACGGGUUGGGUGGGUCUUCACAGAGACUACUCCAACUGGAGGUGGCCUGACGGUAGUCUCUACGAUAAAAGUGUGUUACGAGUAGGAAACAGAGACUCUUAUAAUCACCAGAAUAGAGUGUUAUUACAGACUGAACAAGGUCCCAACUUCCUGGUGGUCACUGACGAGGAGCGGGUCCCUUUUAUCUGCAAAACAGCUAAAGUAAAACGAGAUUGCGAAGUGUUGAAGAGCACUGACCCGAGUCUAUUAUCCAGUCCUUCCUACUAUGUGCAGCCCAAGGAGGGGGCACUCUCCAAAUCUAUGGUGUACUGUGAUAUGAGCACUGACGGCGGAGGUUACACGUACUUCAUUGUUAAAGAUAAGCGAAACGGAGUCAGCAGCGCUGAAACUAUCCCCAAAUUCUGUCGAGACUUUCAGCCUGUCGAUAUUGUCUCGCCGAAACAGGUACUGGAGCUGCGGAGGAUCCUGCUGAAGGAGGGGGUGUUGCAGGAGGGGAGAUCACGUGACACCGGUCUGGUUCCUGUAGCGGUCUUCAGGGACGGCAAAUACACUUCUCUUACCUCUGGGUCAGAUAUAACACAGCUUUUAGCGACCCUACAGUGGGACUAUAACUUCCCAGUCCACCAGACAACCAUACCUCCAUUCAACGGUCAGAUGUUGGGAAUCAGCAGCAAACAUCUCCUGACAUCCUUUACUAAGCGGAGUAACGACGUGCUGGGCCCUGUGUGUAGUAUGAAUAACAAGCAAGUGCCCCCGGAAUCAUUUUCUGCGGUAUUCACUCCAGAAAGAAACGACACCCUCGUGUACAAGAUUGAGGAGACUCAGCAGUUUGACAGCGGUUCAGUUUGUGCUUGGAUUACAACGAAAUACCAAGGAAAGAACGUGGUUUACAGUAUGGUAAAGACGGAUAACACAGUUGUGUUAAAGCUCGUACUAGACGGACAGAAUGAUCACUUCGUCAUCGGAGGGGCUCCAACUCAUCUUACAGAUUUUGGAAUAAAGGACGGCUCAGCUCACAGACUGUGCCUAAACCUGGUGUACAGUCAAUACGAGGUAUUGGUGGAUGGGGCUAUGGUUCUAGCUGGCAAUACCUUCAGUAGGGAUACUCGGGGCAUGGUACUUGAGGGUGUAAUAACUUUAGGUGACAGUUUUAUUGGCACGGUGGAUAGUUUGGAUAUCUGGGAUUCUACUGUCACAGCGGGAGCCAGGAUAACAAAGAGUCCGCUAUAUUCCCCUGGAAAGAUCAUACGCUGGAGUGACUUGUACACUAGCCGACCAAAUGACGUACUCAAGCCAGCUGCUCUAUUUCGUUACAGCAGAUUCAAGGUUGGUAUUGGACCGUCAGGAUUGAGAUGGGCCCACAACUACUGCAGUGCACGUGGGGGUGAGCUGGGCGCGCCGCGCGACGACUACGAGUUCACUCUGGUGCUGCAACUCCUUCAGGGACACCCUGGUUGGAUCAACAUGUACCGUCAGAACAACACGCUUUACUCCGGCACGACCACGCCCCUAAUGAACCUUACCUACAUACCCUCCGAGGGGCCUGACGGUAACCUCACCGUCAACGGGGACGGGGACCUGGAGACCAAGAGUGUUACAGAGAUGUUACCCUUCCUUUGCCAGUUUUCAGAUGUGGAGGAGGAGAUACCGGAGUUACACUACUGUCUGCCCGAGGAAGUAGAGACGGAGAAGGGAGUGUUCUCGUGGGUUGCAGCGUCUACUAACAGUACUGUGAAGGUGCUGUGUCCUCAUGGUGUUGUCGAGGGGGUUCCUAUUCAUAAGGGUUACUCCAGUAGGACCUGUGUCCCGGGGACGGCCGGACUAACUCCAGUGUGGGCAGACGCAGACAUGUCGCGCUGUAACUACGAAAACAGAAAGACCCAGGAGCUUUCCUCCCUCCGGGAACUCGCUGUUACUGGAGAUAACGCAGUGGAGAUAGCUGCCAGGGUCCUGGACCUCACUAAUAACUCACACGAGUUGGAUGAUACAGGUGUAGGCAUGGUAACAGAUAUUAUAGAGCACCUAGUGGAGGCGCAGAACUCCUCAGCUACAGAGAACAUUACUCAAACUCUUAGUAAUAUCUUAGACGUAGACGAACAAACACUGUCCAUAUCCCAACAAAAAGACAGGACCUCUGACAGGAUCCUAGACUCGCUGGAGAAAGUGGCGGGGAGUGUCGCGGACACCCAUUCUCAAACCCUGGACACUAAGAAUAUCCGCAUAGUAGCUGCUCGUUCAUCACUUCUGCACAACAUCACUUUGAGUUCCGAUAACGGAGUUGAGUUUAAUUUACCGGCAGCAACUGUAUCUUCAAAUAAAUCAGCUUAUAUCAUUGCCUACACUACACCCAAAUUGUUUACGAGCAGGGUGCUAAGUAUUGGUGCUGCACUGGAACUACACACCAAUACUACCCAACAAAGCGAGGAGUUCCUCAACACUGUUAUAAUAUCAGCUGGGCUGGACAGAGAGGAGGUUUCUAACCUCACUACCCCUGUUCAACUGGUCUUCCCUAUUAUCAACACGGACGCGUCCAUAGCCCGGUGUGUUUACUAUUCCAAUAACAGUGACGGACAGUGGCUAUCUGACGGUUUAGAGUCUAUAUAUGAUAACGAUACUAAAACUGUGACCUGUAGAUCUAGUCACAUGACCAGUUUUGCAGUUAUUAUGACUAUUGACGCUAAGACUAUUGUUCACAGUGUCGGUACCAAUGCUGUGAUAAUGAACACAAUCAGCUACCUGUGCCUGUUCCUGUCCCUGGUGGGUCUGAUCCUGACGGUAAUGGCUCUAACCCUACAGAGGACCCUGUGGAGACUGGACAUGACUAAGAUACAUGUGUAUCUCUCAAUAUCCCUCUUUGUGGGCUACGUUAUCUUCCUGGUCGGGAUUGAUCAGACUCAGUCACGUGCCCUCUGCAUAACAUCUGCCUUCCUCAUGCACUUAGCCUUCCUGACAGCCUUCGUGUGGAUGGCCGUGGAGGCUUAUACUCUCUACCUACAGUUUGUAAAAGUGUUUCCCAGCUACACGCCUAACUUCAUACCAAAGUGUCUGAUUGUGGUAUUCUCCGUCCCUCUGGCUAUAGCUGGAGGAUUCCUGGUCGCUGCUCUCUCUAAUGAUCCUGCCGACUACUAUGAACUGCAGAAUUACUGCUGGAUAAAGUCGUACACACUCUACUACGGGUUCAUACUACCUAUCCUCCUCAUUGUCACCUGUAAUAUGGUCCUCUUUGGUUAUGUGACACAGAAGAUUUGGAGGAUUAUCAGUACGAAACCGGAGAACGAGGAGAAUCAACUCGGAAAGCUAUCUGUACAGUUGAGAGCCACUGUCAGUGUACUCGUGGUGUUAGGAGUUACCUGGCUCAUCGGCGCCUUUACCUUCGGCAGCGCCUCAAUCGUCUUCCAGUACAUCUUCAUCAUUCUCAACGGUCUUCAAGGAUUCUCUAUAUUCAUGUUCCACGUGGUGUUGAAGCCGGAGGUGAGGAAGAGGUGGUACAACAGUAUCCACGAUAUCACCAACUCCUUGUCCUCCAACUCCCAUGCUCUCAAGUCUAAUUCAUUCCACAGAGCUCACAAGUUCCAGGUUAAUCAGAACAACAGAUGUACGGAUGACGACUCGAUAACGAACCCCGGGGGACGCUACAACACUUCCUUCUGCAGCUCCAACUCUCAGAAACCUCUUCUUCUCACUGACAAACGUUACACUUACCUCUCAAACUCCAACGAUUACGCCACGAUAGAGAGUCGCCCGAGCUCGGUGUCCUCUGCGAUCAGCGACCACCCCGCAGUGUUGAACGGGACAGUGCCCCCUGCGGUGACUGGGAACGGGGCGACCCCUCUCAUAGAGCACUCGCCCGCCACUCCACCUGACAUCCCUCCUAUCCGUAUCAGUGGUGCCUCACUCAACUUGAAGCGUCCUCUCAGCACCGUGCCCAGUCUGGGGACUCCCUCCACCCCUGGGGAUAUGCUGGAUGUAGACCUCUCCCCGGAGAACGGAUACGCCUUCAGUCCGAUCACCCAUCCCAGAUCUUGGGAGUAUAAUCCGUUAAACGAGGAGAGCCCUGAACCCAGGAAACAGAUUUCAGACCCUCUCAUUGAGGGAGAUAUUCCAGAACAAUCCAUACCUGAGCUUGACGACGCUUUUCUGCGCGAGGGCGAAGAUCAGGUGUAGCUUCUAGCCAAUUCUAGGACUAGCUAUUUAACAAGAUUUUUUAUUUCGUUGUGAUGGAUUUAUUUUAUAUAUUGAUAUAGGCUUGAAAUUUAUUUUUUAGUUAUACCAACUAACACUAAAAAACAGUGAGUGAUGUAAGUGACUGUACAGUUUGGGAGUACUGAUGAUGAUAUUGACUGCAAUUGAGUAAACUUGAAAUCAAAAGCAUCUUUGAUCAACAAUUUGACUUUGUUGACUAUUGUUGUUGUUGACCCUAAUUUUUAUCAUUUUAUAACAUUAUUCAAAGGUCAGGUUGCAAGGAAAAUACCCAUGUUUCCAUGGCAACUCGAAUUUUCUGUUAUUACAAUUUGCAAUUCUGCAUGUGUUGCUAUGUAUAAUAUUCAGCUGACAAGUGUUUAGCGAUAAUCAGUCGAACUAAACAACUGUUUUGUGUAUCCUAUGGUGGACCCACCAAGACUCGCAGUUCUUUUUCAUUUUACGCUCAGUUUGACUAAUAUCUCAUUGACGAGGAUUUUACUAUUUUUUAGUGGUUUGAUUAUUCAUUAAAAUGAGCGAAUAAAUAUAGGCUCGUAUAAUAAUUACCGUAGAUUUGCAACAAAAUCAAUCUUCGGGAUUUUGUAACUUUUUCGGUGGCUACCUUUGCACUUAGGGGCUUUUCCUUAUCACAUGCACAUGACUUAAGACAUAAGUUUCAAAAACUUUUGAGUUUUGGAGAGAACUCUUUGCAUGGCGACUGGCGAUCAAUGGAUCAUUGAAAAUUCAAUACAAAACAUUGCUCCCGUGAAAUACGAUAAAAUUUGUAUGAUUUGCAUUUUGCAGUGUAUAUGUAUUUAUUGUCAAUGCUAUUCAAUUGUUUUAUUUUACAAAAGAUUCUUUGUUGAUGAA